Molecule: messenger RNA, 4517 nt
Organism: Alosa sapidissima (American shad)
Lineage: Eukaryota; Metazoa; Chordata; Actinopteri; Clupeiformes; Clupeidae
Gene: epn3a
Product: epsin 3a
Exons: 11
Coding region: 546-2516 (656 amino acids)
Biological process (GO): endocytosis
Cellular component (GO): endosome; clathrin vesicle coat; plasma membrane
Molecular function (GO): clathrin binding; phospholipid binding
Source: RefSeq, a predicted model, not a curated record
UGGGUUAAAGGCUGACUCUGCAGGCAACGCGUAGCUCUCCCCGUCUACCUCCCAUUCCUAGUUCACUUUACUGCUUGGUGGGGGGGUUGUCUGUGUUAUCUGCAGGCUCGGCGCCCGAGUUGUGUAUUGUCACACACUGGUUACUGUUUUUUUUUUUUUUUUUUAACUCAACGUAGUACAGUUUUAUUAAAUUCGACCAUGAACGCGUUAUAGAGGAAACCACAUUCAAAAUCAUCGUUUCGACCAGUUUUUAAGCUUAUUUAUUCGUGUUACAUAUGAGUUGUUGCACACACGUAACAUGGAAAGGGAACGCAUUACUGGCUAAAUGAUCCCUAAGUUGGGAUUCAUAAUAGGAUACGGACAAUGUAAGAGCAGGUCUUCAUGUCAUUGAUACAUCUGCUUAACCGGAGGGAAGGACAGAGCUGUAUCCAAAACCAUCUUUGAGGUGACCGCAGCCAUUCAGAUAUCUCCCUUAGUCUUUUUUUAUUUAGAAGUGGACUGCUUGUGGGGAGGGAUUAGCCUUCCCACCGCUACACAAAAACACCAUGACCACCUCAUCGCUACGCCGCUCGGUCAAGAACAUGGUCAACAACUACACCGAUGCGGAGAUCAAAGUGCGCGAGGCUACCUCCAACGACCCCUGGGGGCCCCCUACCUCGCUCAUGGCCGAGAUCGCUGACAUGACCUUCAACGUGGUGGCCUUCACCGAGGUCAUGGGCAUGAUCUGGAAGCGGCUGAACGACCACGGCAAGAACUGGCGCCACGUUUACAAGGCCCUAAUGCUGCUGGACUACCUGAUCAAGACGGGCUCGGAGCGGGUGGCGCAACAGUGCAAGGAGAACAUCUACGCCAUCCAGACGCUACGCGACUUCCAGUACAUCGACCGCGAUGGCCAGGACCAGGGCAUCCACGUGCGUGAACGCUCCAAGCAGCUGGUCUCGCUCAUCCGGGACGACGAGCGACUGCGGCAGGAGCGCGCCCAGGCCCACAAAACCCGGGAGCGCAUGGCGGGCACCAGCAUGGGUUACGGGGCGAUUCCACCCCCGUACCCGGGGCGCCGCAGCAGUCAGCCCAGCAUGGGUGCCCUGUACGGGGAGGAACACGGCAGGCCCCGAGGGUCCCCAUCUUCCUAUAAUUCCUCUUCUUCCUCCCCCCAACUAGCGCCGGAUCUGGAGCAGGCGCGGCCGCAGACCAGCGGAGAGGAGGAGCUGCAGCUGCAGCUGGCCCUGGCCAUGAGCCGAGAGGAGACUGAGAAGCCGCCUCCACCGGCUGUGGAUAUCGAUGAGCAGACGCAGCUCCAGAUUGCCAUGAGCCUCAGCAAGGAGGAGGCAAUGAAGCCACGUCCACCCCCACCUGUGGCUCUGGAUAUGGAUGAGGAGACCCAGCUCCAGAUUGCGCUGAGCCUGAGCAAAGAGGAGCAUCAGCAGGUGAGGAGAGAGCAACAGAGUCGCCGAGGAGAUGAGUCCAUGCUCCAGAAAGCUCUUGAGGAGAGUAAGCGAGAGAUGGAUGCAAAGAGAGGGGGGUCGGCCAUGAUGGAUCUUGUAGAUAUUUUCGCUCCAGCCCCUGCUGAGCCCUCGAGUGGCCACUCCUGGGACUUGGCAUCUGGUGAUGUCCACGCUGCGCCUGCAGGCCCCCUGAGGGUUGACCCUUGGGACUCUCUGGCAGAGGCCAGCUCAGCGAGAGGAGCGAGUGGCUCCUGGUUGGCGACGUCAGCCUCCGCCAGUCGACCGCAGCAGUCUUGGGAUCACAGAUCGAGCCCUGCUGAUCCUUGGGACGCUCCCCAGAGUGCUCCCAGGUCCAACCUCGCUGGCCAGGUGUGGUCAUCCCCUGCCCACAAAGGAGGGGAUCUUUUUACAACUCCUGCAGAAAGCCAAAGGCCUCUCGGUGUACUAAAGCCCUCCUCCCCCCGUGCAGGCAGUCCCUCAGAUGGAGACCUGUUUGACGAGGCCAUGGACGGAGGUCAGAUGAAUGUGAACGGGCAUGGCGGGGGCAGCCCUGAGCCUUUCGACAUGUCCCGUCUGGGAGAGAGUCUGGCCGACCUCAAGCCCCGAGCUUGCCGCACCCCUGAGGCUUUCCUGGGUCCAGUAGCCGCAUCACUCGUCAACCUGGACUCUCUCAUCCCCACCAGUCCUGCACCCAAGACCCUGAACCCAUUCCUCACAGGUGUGGCCGCAGGGCCAAGCACCACAGCAGCCUCGAAUCCAUUCCAAAGUGAUCAGCCGCGCCUCACCCUGAACGAGAUGCGUCCCAACUCCACGUCCCCGGUGCCCCAGUCGGGCUCGUUGCCCUACAGUGCCUCCCUGCCCUUGCCCCUGCCUUCCAACCCACAACCCUCGUCGCUGCCCUCCUCCCUCACCCAGCCUCCCGCCGCUGCCACCGCUGCUGGUGUGCCGAUGGCCGCUGGUCGACCCUUGGACCUGCCCGGCAACCUGCCCCAGCCGCUGCUGCCCCUCUCCUCCGCCGCCAUGCUCGGACCACCCGGAGUGGACCUGCAAAACCAGAACCCUUUCCUCUAAGACGUUCUCGUGGCCCUUGCAAGGGAGCGCUGUUGUAGGUUGUGAUUUUUUCAGAUGCUCAGUUGGCCCUGCUGGGGAAAGACGGCUGUAGUUUUUUUUUUCUUCUUCUUCUUCCUAAAUGUUAAUAGACCUGUAGACUCAACUGGAACUAAAGUCAGCACUGACUGCUCUGUUUAAUAACCUUGAGUUUUAUAUGGGCUUAACUACCUUCACAUACUUUGCUAUUACCUGGUAUCACUUGUCAGCCAGUGUGCUCUGCAUAGGACCGGCACGGUGGCAGGAGAGGGAACGGAGACAAAAAAACAAACACUAUUCAGAUGCACAAACGCGGAGAGAGAGGAGAGACGCGUCAGCUGUCAUCGGAGCGAAGUCCUAAUGAAGGCGUUUUCUUCCAAGAUAUUUUUAAUACUUCCUUUGAUGCCACAAGAGCAUUUAUUCACACUGCUUCAGCUGAUUCACAUAUGGCCCAUGCACUGUGCCGUGCUGAUCCAAGUACUGAAUGUAUGUACACACACCACGUGUCUUUGCUUAUUCCACUUAAACACAACCGCACCCCUGCCCCAUAGAACCAGAACGCCUCUGGAUUGGCUGCUGCACACAGACUGGGCCGUUUCCCCGGUUACACCCGGGGGAUAACGCGCAUCUGUGAACAAAACGGCGAGGGACAAGAGCCAAGAGGUCCCAUUUAGAUAAUGAGACCCAGCUAGCUGGAUAAAAGCAACUUCAGACAUCAUGCUGAGGAUUGCUAGAGGAGAGCGGGAUUUUAGGAGUUUUGAUUUGUGUGCACAUGUGUGUGAGUGUGUGUGUGUGUGUACGGUUGCGUGUUGCCGGGAGUGGAGGUGUGGGUAAUAUGACACAGUAUAUGACACUGACUUUUCAGGGAAUGAAGCUACUGCAGAACCAUCAUGCUAACAGAAUGUAAGAAAAGUGAGAAUGUGUUGCUUUAUGAAAUAUUGCUCUUGAAAUAUAAGGAUGCAGUUAACAACUCAACUUGCAGCACUUCCAGUUCUUUAUUCCUCAGUGUUUUCUUUCCCUUCAUUCAGUUGUCCAGACACAACAAUGGUGUUUGAAUCACGAGCAUCUUAAGUUCUGUUUUAUGUCUCUGUACAUCAUACUCAUUCUGUAGGUUGUUUAUAGCACAACAGGCACCGUUUCAUCACGGUUUUACCUGUUCUUUGAAGCAAGAUCAACAAGUAUGCUGACUUAACUAUUAAAGCUGCCCAGUAUUGGUUCUGUCUGUGCCACCCAGUAAUACAACAGAAAAGAAAAGCCAGGUGAAGUGGUCCCUUUAAAAAAGGGCAGCCAUUCAUAAUGUUGGUUUUUCAGACAAUUAUCAUGUAUUUCCACCACAUGGAGUAAAUCCCAUUCAGUCCAAAAUACUGGGCUUUAUCAUGCGGUUUGUUGGCUUCCAGAUUGGAGCAGAGCUCUAGAACAGUUCCUGGUGUUUUCAACCCAUCUUCAGGUCACGUAAGGCUGUCUAACCAGCUCAACACUUCCUUCAGUCCUUGGCCAGAGCGUGCGCUCACCUCCAGCGUGGUGAUGGAUUGAGGGGCGGUGGCAAUGAUAUCAUCUAUUCUGAAAAGUGAUUUCAUCUCCAUCAGGGUCAUAGUGCAUGGAAGAUCCCUGAAAAAGAAAGCACAGGAAAAAUGAACUUAAGAGUUGUGUGGCAAACGUGCCUUAUAAUCCAAUACAAACCGGUCCUGAGAGAACCUCUAAAAGAAAUGGAUCCCACACAACCAUGUUCAGAGUGACUUAGGAAUGAGCCACCUCACCUUUUGUUGAAGAGCACAAGCACGGAGGCACCGUGAAGAGGUUCAGCUGAGAGGACCGACAAGAGCUGGAUGCAGGAGGAGGCUAUCUGGGUGAUGUUGGCUGAAUCCACCACAAACUGGAAUCAGAAACAUUGCACAUUCACAAGGUGCUCUACCUGAAGUAAUAUUAAUAUGUAUGCCAUAUGUAACAAACUUGGAUCACCAUGUGCAAUAAAGGUGAAUUUCUUUA